AGUGUGGCGUAUGAGAAGCAGCAGCGAGCCUGUCAAGGCAGAGUCAAGGUUGAUCAGUGAAGGUUUUUCCAACAGCAAUAUUCUCUAGCUUAUCUUUAGCCAUGUUUAGCUGCAGUAUAAGGCGCUUGGCCUCAUAUAGCAGCAAGAGAGUGCUGGAGAGCAGCAGUACAACAUGUAGUACAUGUGCUCGAGGGGUGAGCACCUCGCCAGCAGUACGAGCACUCUUUAAUGUCCAAGACGAAGAAGAUUUUACUGACAGAGUUCUCAAGUCUUCCACCCCAGUGGUGGUCGACUUCCACGCUCAAUGGUGUGGACCCUGUAAACUACUUGGCCCACGUCUAGAGACUAUCAUUGGAGGCAAGGGGGAUAAAGUUCACCUUGCUAAAGUUGAUAUUGACGAUGUUUCAGAUCUUGCACUUGAUUACGGGGUUUCGGCUGUACCUUCUGUCCUUGCAGUAAAGGAUGGCAAAGUUGUGGAUAAGUUUGUUGGUCUACAAGAGGAGUCCAGGAUCGAAGCCUUUGUCAACCGUCUAAUUGGAGAAUAAAAAGGCUUAAUUAAGAUUAUGGCUCUGGAAAUCUGGAAGACUUUAUUCAACAAGUUUAUUUUAUUAUCAGUCAUAGCUAAGCAUAAUGAGGUGUUUUCCUCAAUUUAAAUCAUUCUUUCUAAAUGUAUAUUUUUAUUUUAAGAUAUGAAGAUAUAUCUUGGAUAUAAUAUUUCUCCUCCUAUGCACAUACAUUUGUGAUGUAGACAAAGUAAACCUGCAGGGAAAAUAUGGGCAUGUUAUGAAAUGUAUGACCACAAUUAUUCUCGUUAAAUUUUCUGCAGCACUUAACAUAGUAAUGCACAUUACAUUGCUUUGUUGAAGUUGUUUGAUGCCAUGCAGUAUUUCUGUUAUGCAUAUAAAGCAGUCAGUAUUUCAAUUUUCUUUAUAUAUAUGUAUACAUAUACAGUACAGAUAUGUGGAAUACCGUACAUAAUAUAGUGAGCUCUUCUCACUUUUAAUUAUUUAGGCAUGUAUGUGCUGCAGUCCAAGACAUUGUACUUAGCGUAUUUUUUACUCUGCAUCUUUUUGACAUUGUCUAUAAAUGAGAUGUAUUUAUUGUAGUCUUUAAUUGUAAAAUAAAAGCUUUUCCUAGUAAGUAAAA
Messenger RNA from Cherax quadricarinatus, 1146 nucleotides. RefSeq names its product thioredoxin, mitochondrial. Gene Ontology annotation, cellular component: mitochondrion. Gene Ontology annotation, biological process: cell redox homeostasis. The record is from RefSeq and is a predicted model, not a curated record. Lineage: Eukaryota; Metazoa; Arthropoda; Malacostraca; Decapoda; Parastacidae. Gene Ontology annotation, molecular function: protein-disulfide reductase activity.